Molecule: messenger RNA, 2550 nt
Organism: Macrosiphum euphorbiae (potato aphid)
Lineage: Eukaryota; Metazoa; Arthropoda; Insecta; Hemiptera; Aphididae
Source: the annotation of a GenBank genome assembly
AUGCCUAAAACUUCAAAAAUAGAUGUGGAUAAAUUAAUAGAUGUGAUUAAAAAAAUUCAAAUUUUAAAUGAAGAUACCAAUAAAAUUAAAGGACCCGGUCAAAGUUGUUGGACUCGUAUUCAAAAUGAAAUGGAUAAUACAAUAACAGCCAAAUACAUUUAUACCAUUGUAUUACAAAAUAGGUUUGGAAUAUUUGAUAAAUUAGGUUUAAACGAUAAGUUGAAACAAAAUUCAUCAACAAAUUCACCUAAUAAUUCAGAAGCCGAUUUAAUCUCUUCUGAAGAAGACUGCAUAGAUUUGUCAGGUGGAGAAGAUAUUGAAGAUUCUUUAAAUUUUAAUAUAACUCUUUCUUCUCAAGAAUGGAUAAAUAUCAAAGGAGAAAAACCAGUCAAGUAUAAACGUUCUGAUGGGAAAAAUUUUAAUAGAUCUUAUGAAAUAUUAAAACCACACAAAUGGACAAAUGUUAUAACCGAACAUUUCUUUGAACAGACAAAAUUGCCAUGUUGCUUAGCAUAUAAAUAUGCAAAAAUAUAUACCGUAGGGCAAAUUUACUUAAAGAUAAUUGGAAGUUGCAUUAUAUGCUUAAGUCAUUUAAAAGGUAUAGUAGAACAUGCACCAGAAGAAUAUUCUAGAGUUGUUAUUACUUGUACAAUUAAGGGUCAUUUUCAUAACUGUUUAAGUGGAAAAAAAAGAAAAGUGACUGGAAACCAACGAGAAAUGUUUUUAGACAAAUUAAUUAACUGUAAUAUGUCUGCGGCCUAUUUACAAAGAUUGGAAGCAAAAAAAAAAAUGAACUAUGGUGAUAAAGAGCCUAGUAGCAUACCUACAUUGAAUGCAUUACGUGUGAUGAAAUAUAAGGAACCGAAGAAAGAUCAAGUACACAACGAUAGAAUUUUAGCAGUGUCUAUAAUGAAGGGUAUGUUACCAUAUAAUAGUAUAUUUCAUGAUAUUGGUUAUGACAGGUUCUAUUUACAUUACUGGUCAUCUUUUGAAGUCAAUUCAUACAGAAAUUAUAGUAAACGUACACAAAUACCUACCAUUUGUAUAGAUGCUACAGGUGCAUUGGUAAAAAAAGUUACAUUAAUUAAUGGGAGGGAAACUGGACACAUAUUUUUAUAUCAAAUAGGCGUUAAAGAUUUUGAAAAUAAUUGUCAGUUUUCAGUUGCACACAUGCUCUCUGAACGGCAUGACCACAAUAGUAUUGGUCAUUGGCUUACAGAAUGGUGUAAAAACAGUAUGUCUCCUCCAAAGAUAGUUGUAACCGAUCAAUCUCUGGCUUUGAUGAUGGCAGUAGUAAAGACAUUUACCCAAUAUUCAACAUUAAAUAAAUACAUAAGUGUAUGUUCAGAUCUGAUUAUGAAGAAAGACAUUGAAAUACCUACCUGCAUGCUUAGAAAUGACUUUAAUCACAUUAUGCAUUUAAUCAGUUCUUGGUCGGAGUUUAAAACAACAACAUCUAGAAUAAAAAAUUUCUAUAUGCGUUCCAUAGGAUUAACUAUUGUUAGUAUGGACUUUGAAGAUGUGAAAAAUGUAUUAAAGCAUGUUUUUACAGUAGCACUUCAUGAAACUGAUGGACAAAAUUCCAAUAAUGAACCCACAGCAUGUGAAAAUUCAAAAAAAUACUUAAAACAACGUAUUGCUACGCAUGAAACAGAAUUUGAUGAAGCUAUUAAUAUUAUAGAAGAUUUAAAUAAAUCUAAUGAAAUUGAUUUACAGAUUAACAACUUACCAAAUACAUCUAUUUUUGAAGAAAUUAAAUAUAUUUAUAACAAUUGUAUUGAAAGCUCUAAUAAUAUAUCAAAUAACUCUGGUGAUCGGGAUAACAUGCAAUUUUGUCCAGCAAUUGCAAAAAAGUUAUUUAAUUUCUGUAAGUUGAUACCUUGUUGGUCUUCAUUAAUGGUUCCUAUUUUUAAAUAUGGUAGUACAACAGAAAGUUCUUCUACUUCGGAAAGUUUGUUUAAAGACCUAAAAACAAUAGUUUUUAAACACAAAUCGCUACCAUUAAGACUUGAUGAUUUUCUAAAAAUUCAUGUGAACUCAAUAAUUGGAUCAACAAAUAUGUUAGCAAGCAAAAGAAAAUUUGAACACCAAUCACUAUCUAACGACAGCCUGCAUUCAAAAAAAGAAACAGAGGAACAUCAAGUUGAAGAUAGUUUAAUGAAAAAUCAAAUACCUAAUUUAAAAAUUAAUGAACAGGACCAGUCAUCUGCUAAGAAGAAGAUUUCUCAUAUCAAAGAACCAGAAUUCCCCAAUUAUGAUGAUCAAGUGGUUGUGGAAAAUUGGAAAGGUUUGGGAUAUGAUGUUGGAAAAAAAAAGAAAAAGGGAACAUAUUUAGACAAGGACCCAACUGUUUUGUUCUACAACGACACGAGCAAGACUAAAAGUAGAGUUAUAGGAAUACUAAAAAAUGGAAAUUUUGCUGAUUUAAAAAACAUUUUUAUCGAAGGACAACCUUAUAGUGUUACAAAUACAUGUUCAUUUGACAGCAUAGUUCAUAUUAUUUGUACAUCCUAUAUUGAUAGUACAUCAUAUUCAACAUGGAUUAAUUAA